Molecule: messenger RNA, 1275 nt
Organism: Varanus komodoensis (Komodo dragon)
Lineage: Eukaryota; Metazoa; Chordata; Lepidosauria; Squamata; Varanidae
Gene: VAT1L
Product: vesicle amine transport 1 like
Exons: 9
Coding region: 1-1260 (419 amino acids)
Molecular function (GO): zinc ion binding; oxidoreductase activity
Source: RefSeq, a predicted model, not a curated record
AUGGCCAAGGAGGGCGCGGAGAAGGCGGAGGAGACCGAGCAGAUGAUCGAGAAGGAGGCGGCCGAAGGCGGCGACGGCGCGGGCGGCAGCAGCAGCCAGCGAGCGGCCGACGCGAAGGAGAUGCGCGCCGUGGUGCUCUCCGCCUUCGGGGGGCUGAACAAGCUCCGCGUGUCCAAAAAAGUGAUGCCGGAGCCGCAGGAAGGAGAGCUCAAGAUCCGAGUCAAAGCCUGUGGAUUGAAUUUUAUUGACCUGAUGGUUCGGCAGGGGAACAUCGACAAUCCACCCAAAACACCGCUUGUACCUGGAUUUGAAUGCUCUGGGAUCGUAGAAGCUCUGGGUGAAAACGUGAAAGGUUAUGAGAUUGGAGACCGAGUCAUGGCUUUUGUCAACUACAACGCUUGGGCAGAAGUUGUGUGCACACCCCUAGAAUUUGUGUACAAAAUCCCAGAAGAUAUGAGCUUCUCCGAAGCUGCUGCUUUCCCUAUGAACUUUGUAACUGCAUACAUGAUGCUCUUUGAAGUGGCCAACUUGCGAGAAGGCAUGUCGGUGCUAGUUCACUCUGCAGGGGGUGGAGUGGGACAAGCUGUUGCCCAGCUCUGCUCAACGGUUCCCAAUGUUACCAUCUUUGGAACAGCUUCCUCCUUCAAGCACGAGGCAAUCAAAGACUCAGUAACCCACCUCUUUGACCGAAAUGCAGAUUAUGUCCAAGAAGUUAAAAAAAUCUCUGCAGAUGGCGUAGAUAUUGUCCUGGACUGUCUGUGUGGAGAAAAUACCGGCAAAGGCCUUGGUCUUCUCAAACCGCUCGGGACCUACAUUUUGUAUGGCUCGUCUAACAUGGUUACGGGGGAAACCAAAAGUUUCUUCAGCUUUGCAAAAUCAUGGUGGCAAGUGGAGAAAGUGAACCCCAUCAAGCUGUAUGAAGAAAACAAAGUCAUGGCUGGGUUUUCUCUCUUAAACCUGCUUUUCAAACAAGGCCGAAGUGGCCUGAUUAACGAUGUAAUGGACAAGCUCAUAAAACUGUACAAUGAGAAGAAGAUCAAACCUCUGGUGGAUUCACUAUGGGCACUGGAAGAGGUGAAGGAAGCCAUGCAAAGAAUCCAUGACAGAGGUAAUAUAGGCAAAUUAAUCCUGGAUGUGGAGAAGACACCUACACCAUUGAUGGCCAAUGAUAGCACAGAAACCAGCGAAGCAGGCGAAGAGGAAGAGGACCACGAGGGGGACAAUGAGAACAAAGAGCGUAUCCCGUUCAUCCAGCAGUAGCUAUGAAUGGUGGGA